UAAAAGUGGCAAAGGGUGAGGUCUCCUUGAAUUAUUUAGAGAGCCUUUAGAACUCUUCCGGAAACAAGCUUUUUCCAUACACUCAUACGAAUUCGAAUUGUCUGUUGGUGCGGGACAAAACUUUCCAUUUCCAUGGAAUGCUCGAUCUACAUUUUCUACGUCCCCUCGGGAGCAGUAUACUUAAGGAAAGAAACGAAAAUGAUGAUGCAAAAUUCAGUGACGAAACGUAAAACGUUGAUCUUCGCCUUCUUCGGCAUAGCCUUGGGACUUUGCAUUGGCACCGUUCUCAAAAAUUAUCGCGCACUUGAGAUCGUCAAACGUUGCAGCAUGAAACCGAGUAGUCAGCAGUCACCUUUCGAAAUUAUUGGCAUGAAUCCGGAGGAGGAAACGAUAAGAAACUCUCAGCGAAAUCUUGUAUUCGUCGGGAUUAUGACAGCGAAGAAUUUCAUCGAUGGGCGUGCCCGAGCCGUUUACGAUACUUGGGGUAAAGAAGUACCUGGUCGUAUAGCGUUCUUCAGUUCGGAAGGCUCUUACUCGAAGGAUUUGCCGGUAAUAGGUUUAAAGAACGUUGACGAUCGAUAUCCGCCACAAAAGAAAUCAUUUAUGAUGCUCUAUUAUAUGUAUGAACACUAUAUUGACAAAUUUGAAUGGUUCAUACGCGCCGAUGAUGACGUCUACAUCGAACCAGAGAAACUGGAACGCUUUUUACGUUCGAUCGACAGUUCCAAGCCGCAAUUCAUAGGUCAAGCUGGUAAGGGCAAUAGUGAAGAGUUUGGCCUACUAUCGCUGGAGUUUGAUGAGAAUUUUUGCAUGGGCGGACCUGGUGUAAUAUUGAGUAGCGAGACCCUGCGCCGAGUUGCUCCGCACAUACCUACGUGCUUGAAGAAUCUAUAUAGCACACAUGAAGACGUGGAGGUGGGACGUUGCGUGCAAAAAUUUGCUGGCAUACCGUGUACCUGGAAUUAUGAGAUGCAAUAUAUUCUGAGACAUAACUCAAGUGGCCCAUACGCAUUCACUGGUAAAUUAAAACAUAAGGAAAUACACAACGCUAUCUCUCUUCAUCCGAUCAAGCAAUCACCGCUGAUGUAUCGCCUGCAUUCCUUCGUACAGGGCCUUAAAGCAGAGGAAAUGCGGCAAGAGUCACUCGAGUUACAUCGAGAUAUUAAGCGCAUGGCUAGUUUUUUGGAAAUACCGAGCGAUAGCAAGUAUUUGGUACCUGGCAUUGAGUUAAUACCCGAAAAGACUAACAGCGAUCAGCACUACGAAGAUCAUAACAUUUUAGGCAUUGCUCCGGAUCUGAAGAAAUCGAGGCCUUCGUCAACAGCUGAUCUCCUCGAAUGGUCGUUCAUUGCUCGAAGUCUCUACUCCAGUGAAAAUGCGAACCCAAAACACAAAAUCGAUUCGGCGUUGCGCGAGGGCCUCGAAGACGUUAUCACAGAAGUUAUGGAGAAUAUAAAUAAUUAUUCCCGACAAAGGGGUCGCGUUAUUGAAUUUCGGGAACUACUUUACGGCUACAAUCGAUUGAAUCCUCUGCAUGGACAAGAUUUAAUACUCGAUCUCUUGUUGAUCUAUAAACGGUAUCGAGGCAAAAAGAUGACUGUACCAGUGCGUCGUCAUUUGUAUGUGCAACGCGCUUUCACUGGUACUUUUGUGAAGGAAUUCAACGAGGACUUCUACAACUACACGCUACAAACAAGCUAUCUCAACCACAUGCUGAGCUCAGGAAUCGAGCGAUUUUCAAAACAUUUUACACUGCCCGGUUUGCCAGCCUCUACUGAAACGGCGAAAAUCGUAUUUAUCCUACCCAUCGCCGGGCGUUAUGCCACAUUCCAGCGUUUUUUGACCACCUAUGAACGUAUAGCAAUUGAACAGGAUACGAAUUGCGAUUUACUGGUGGUCGUCUUCGGCAACAGCACCAGUGUUCAAGCACACUUACAACUCUUGCUGGAUUUGCGUAAGCGUCACAUUUACGAACACAUAAACUACAUACAACGGAAUGAAGAAUUUUCGCGUGGCGUGGCCUUAGAUGUGGCCGCACGUUCAUCUUAUAUACAAGCCGAUGACAUAAUGCUCUUCAUCGACGUCGAUAUGGUAUUUCAAUUGGAAACGUUGCAGCGCAUCAGACUCAAUACGGUUCAAGGGCGACAAGUAUAUUUGCCAAUCGUGUUUAGCCAGUAUGACCCUAAGAGACGUUGGACAGGCCCAAAUGUUGAGAAUGCAUUUACAGCACCUGACGAAAUUACCAAUGAAUCUGGCUACUUUCGUCAAUUUGGAUAUGGCAUUUGCGCAAUCUAUAAAUCGGACAUCCUCGAUGAGGACAUAAAUGGAUUUGAUAAAGAUAAGGGAUGGGGAUUAGAGGAUGUAAUUCUUGAUAAAAUUGUUAAGGUUGGUAACCGCCGAAACGAUUUCCUAGUCAACACUGCCGGUUCCACCCAAUACAAUGAGGCAGCGAAAAAAAUGAGGCAACUCAGUAUAUUCCGCGCCCCAGAUCCGACAUUAGUGCACAUAUUUCAUGAUAUUAGUUGCGAUGUCAAACUUGAUGGCCCGCAAUAUAAUAUGUGUCUAGGGACGAAAGCAAACUCGCUGGGUAGCACGCAAUUUAUGGAGCAAUUAUUUUAUAGCAAUAGGGAGAAUAUAGAUUUCAUUUUAGAAUUGAAUCGCAGAAAGGAGCAAAGCUGAGGUGACAUGGAACCAGUCAAAAAUUUAGAAAUACUUAAAAAAAA
Messenger RNA from Rhagoletis zephyria (snowberry fruit fly), 2723 nucleotides. Its product is annotated as chondroitin sulfate synthase 1-like. Lineage: Eukaryota; Metazoa; Arthropoda; Insecta; Diptera; Tephritidae. Gene Ontology annotation, cellular component: Golgi cisterna membrane. The record is from RefSeq and is a predicted model, not a curated record. Gene Ontology annotation, molecular function: glucuronosyl-N-acetylgalactosaminyl-proteoglycan 4-beta-N-acetylgalactosaminyltransferase activity.